GUCGAUUCUCCCAUUUCAACCGCGUAAAAUGCCAGUUUUAUGUCGCGUUUUCCCUGAUAAUGGUUUUCAUCAUUCAGUUUGCACUUGACCUGACGGUAAUGAAGCAUCUUUAAGAUGCCGCCCCGGUUGACGCCACGCAAGUUCUUCCUCGCCUUCCUGAUCAUCAUCAGUGUGACGUUGCUGGUGGGCAGCCGGUUGAACUUCUCGUAUUUCUCCAGAAGUCCGCAGAGCGCCGCCCUGGAACAUGAGCAGGAGACGCAAACUCCCAAAGUGCAGGAGCGUAGGGAAGAGAUAAAGGAGGUGCUGGAACGGGAGCGGGAGGAUGAGGGGGAGGAGAAAGGGGAACCACCUGAGAAGCCCUUCUUUCUGAGAGGAGGCACACGGUACCCCUCCAAGAGCAAAGGACCAGUCCGUCUCUUUCCUGAGCAAGCUGAUGGCGACCGAGUGGUGGAUCAGCUCAUGUAUGUUCCUGAGGACUACGAAGGUUUCGACACCCCGGAAAAAACCAUCCUCCUCUACAGCGGCUUUGGGUCCUGGGGCCAAUCGGGCGGCAGCGGCAUCUUCCACUCCUGCCCAGUCAAUCGCUGCUCUCUAACGGGCGAUAGGGGCCGGGCAGUAGACGCAGACGCCAUCCUCUACAGAGACCACGUCUCCUACCCGGGGGUGGACCGGCCGGUCAAUCAGGUGUGGAUCCUCUACCAUCUAGAGUGCCCCUACCAUACGCAGAGCAUCAAGGUGCCUGACAGCAUCAACUGGACGGCCACCUAUCGUAGGGACAGCGACAUUGUGGCCCCCUACGAGCGCUGGACCUACUUCGAUCCGCAGGUGAGGCAAAAGGCCCAAAACAAGGACUAUGCGGCGAACAAGACGAAGAAGGUGGCGUGGUUCGUGUCGAACUGUGGGGCGCGCAAUAAUCGACUCCAAUACGCCCGGGAGUUGGGCAAGUACAUAGACGUGGACAUCUAUGGAGGCUGUGGAUCCUUCAAGUGUCCCCGAUCCGAAGACAGAAAGUGCUUCAACAUCCUGGAGACGGACUACAAGUUCUACCUGGCCUUUGAAAACUCCAACUGUCGCGACUACAUUACGGAAAAACUCUUCGUGAACGGUCUGGGCCAUGACGUGCUCCCAAUUGUGAUGGGGGCGCGGCCUGAGGACUACCAGAAAAGCGCCCCAGAAGGCUCCUACAUCCAUGUGGAUCAGUUCGCCAGCCCCGAGGAGCUGGCCGCCUACUUGAAGCGCCUAGACCAGGACGACGCCCUCUACAACUCCUACUUCACGUGGAAAGGCACUGGGGAGUUUAUCAACACGUACUUUUGGUGCCGCCUCUGUGCUAUGCUGCACGCGCCCCUGGUUCCCCGCCACUACGAGGACGUAAACGAUUGGUGGAGAGGGCCAGGGGUUUGCACCACGAAAUCUUGGAGAAAUGCCGAAUUUGUAUGAACUGGCCCGAUACAAGGGGCGCGAUGGGCUCAAAAUUUCCUUAAGCGAACAUUUUCUUUCGUUAAUGGGUCAGGCCUAUAACGUUGAGUUCCUACUCCAUUUGUACAUGACGAGCAGACCCCGUAUGGUGCGCAACCAGCCCUCUGUGAUAUUUGUUUUUAUUAUUGUCGACUCGUCGUUGAUUGGCUUGUUUCCGCGUUACGCCAAGCAGAAUGACAUUGUAAACGUACAAUUAACCAAGUAACUAGUACUGAGAACUAGCACAGAUCAGAAAUGAUUGCAAACAAUGUUCGCUGUUAAUUAAUUGUAAAUUAAAUAAAAUUUAUUAAGUUUCUAUUAA
Molecule: messenger RNA, 1780 nt
Organism: Dendroctonus ponderosae (mountain pine beetle)
Lineage: Eukaryota; Metazoa; Arthropoda; Insecta; Coleoptera; Curculionidae
Product: glycoprotein 3-alpha-L-fucosyltransferase A
Cellular component (GO): membrane
Molecular function (GO): alpha-(1->3)-fucosyltransferase activity
Source: RefSeq, a predicted model, not a curated record